This is a messenger RNA of Mus pahari (shrew mouse), 959 nucleotides long. RefSeq names its product baculoviral IAP repeat containing 5 (gene Birc5). The record is from RefSeq and is a predicted model, not a curated record. The transcript is spliced from 4 exons. Lineage: Eukaryota; Metazoa; Chordata; Mammalia; Rodentia; Muridae. The coding region runs from base 108 to 536 and encodes 142 amino acids.
GAGGGCGUGGGGGCGGGGCGCUCCCGGCAGGCUCUGCGGCGCGCCUCCGCCCGCGCGGUUUGAAUCCUGCGUCGAGUCGUCUUGGCGGAGGCUGCGACGUCGCGAUCAUGGGGGCUCCGGCGCUGCCCCCGACCUGGCAGCUGUACCUCAAGAGCCACCGCAUCGCCACCUUCAAGAACUGGCCCUUCCUGGAGGACUGCGCCUGCACCCCAGAGCGGAUGGCGGAGGCUGGCUUCAUCCACUGCCCUACCGAGAACGAGCCUGACUUGGCCCAGUGUUUUUUCUGCUUUAAGGAAUUGGAAGGCUGGGAACCCGAUGACAACCCUAUAGAGGAGCAUAGAAAGCACUCGCCUGGCUGUGCCUUCCUCACUGUCAAGAAGCAGAUGGAAGAACUGACCGUCAGAGAAUUUCUGAAACUGGACAAACAGAGAGCCAAGAACAAAAUUGCAAAGGAGACCAACAACAAGCAAAAAGAGUUUGAAGAAACUGCAAAGACUGCCCGUCAGUCAAUUGAGCAGCUGGCUGCCUUGCGCUGAGCCUUUACUGGGAUAACCUGGACCUGAGUGACACGCCACAUCUAAGCCACCAGGGCACCUGUCCCAGCUUUCCCAGCCUGGGCCUCCUAGCAGGAUCUUAGAGGAGACCGUGGUAUUUUGAAACUGGAUAUCAAAUAUUUUUGGUUUUGCUUAAAAGUGGCUCAGCCUGCCUGGCUACCUCUCCUUGGUUUUGUGGCUUUGCUCUAUUGUGACAUUGACUUAAGCAAUGAGGAAGUGAUGAGGGGACAGUGCUCUCUGACAGGACCUGCGGGGGUCGGGAUGCCUGUGCAAGGCCUUUCUGGUUGUGAUGUUUCCAUACAUGGCUGCUGAUGUGGCCCAUGGGUAAGUGUGGUUAUAUGUAUUUGUCCUGAUGAGUCUUCCUACCAUGGGGUAACAGAAUAAAAUCACUUGAAAAGGUGGACU